Molecule: messenger RNA, 951 nt
Organism: Naegleria gruberi
Lineage: Eukaryota; Heterolobosea; Eutetramitea; Acrasida; Naegleriidae
Exons: 1
Coding region: 1-951 (316 amino acids)
Source: RefSeq, a predicted model, not a curated record
AUGUCGAUUCAUGAUGACGAUGAACCUGUUUCAUUUUUAUUGAUCGAUUUUGUGCCUGUGAUCACGGAUCAAAUAGAUAAGUUGAAGACAAUGUUCCGAAACCCUAAAAUUCCAUUCUCCUAUCGCUUUGAUAAUUGUAGACAAAUUGGAAAUUUAGAAAUUGAAGAAAUGACAAGGUAUGACUUUAAACUUUCAUAUCGAUAUGAUUGUUUGGUUGGAAUUACGACAAAUUCAGUUUAUAUUAUUGAUCGUAAGAUGAAAAUAUUACUGAAUAGUUUUGCUCUUGAGGGAUCAUUGAUUCAUACUUUGGAUGAUGAUCAUGAUGAGAUUUAUAAUAUUUCGCCAUCUGAAUCAAAUGCUGAUACUAUUUUACUAAACAAGUAUCAUCUUGGAGAGUUCAUUAAAGGAAAAAACCUGCCUGAACCAGUUUAUUCUUCGGAAGCUGGCUAUUCCAAUCCAUUUGGAAUGGUAGUAUUUAAUGGAAAGAAUACGAGGUUUCUGAUCGUUCUUGAUGACUUUGCAAGCCAUUUGAAAAUUACGGAUUGUGAAACUGGAUGUCUGAUAACGAAUACAAUAUUAACUAUUUCUCCAGAUGCUUGUGCUCUCGAAUUGAUUUCAAGAAGUGAAAUUAUGAUUGGAUGUUCUGGGUUGACCAGCAUUUAUGAAAUUGAUGAAAACUUAUUUGGAUUGGGGAAGGAAGCACUCAAACUCAUUGUUUCAAUGCAUACAGAAAGUUCAUCCUCAGAUUUUUAUUCGAUAGUUCAUGAUGAAUUGAAUCGAAAGAUAAUGGUUUCGGAUGCAGAAGACAACACAAUAAUAGUUCUAAGAAAAGAUGAUUUACAACUUGUCCAAAAGCAGAAAUGUAAUGAUAAUAUUUCAGGAAUGUGUUUGGAUAAACAAACAGGGGAAUUGUUUGUUUGCUAUGAAAAAGGUCUCGUUGUUUAUCAAUAA